Messenger RNA from Drosophila busckii, 308 nucleotides. Its product is annotated as male accessory gland serine protease inhibitor. Bases 27 to 266 code for a protein of 79 amino acids. The record is from RefSeq and is a predicted model, not a curated record. Gene Ontology annotation, molecular function: serine-type endopeptidase inhibitor activity. Lineage: Eukaryota; Metazoa; Arthropoda; Insecta; Diptera; Drosophilidae. The transcript has 2 exons.
GUUGCAAAUCUCUACUGCUUAACAAGAUGAAAUAUUUUGCGCUACUUUUGCUGCUCUGCACGCUGCUGUGCAGCACUUGGGCUGGGCUUAAGAAUCCUGCUUGUGGUGAGGAAUUUGGCUUAAUGGGCUCGUGUCGCUCCCAGCAGCCCAAGUGGACUUAUCGUCGUGAUACCAAUGAAUGCGUUAACUUCAAUUAUGGCGGCUGCGAGGGCAAUCAGAAUAGAUUCGAUACCAAGGUCCUUUGCGAAAAGACCUGCAAAGUUUAAGCUGUACAAGCAAAUUUGAAAUAAAUUAUAUAAUUGUGGAAA